ACAAAGACGAAUUCGGAGUGUUGCAAAGCGAGUUAAAUCACAGCUGUUGAACUGAUGUCGUUAUGCAUCACUUAUAUUUGUAUACGCGUAAAUUGUAGUGAUUUUUUUAUUAAAUUAUGGCAAGUGUUUUGUUAAAGUGCUAAUUAGUCAUUAGAGAUGUAAAUUUUGGCGUGUAGCUUAUUAUUACCUAAAGUCAAUUUGCUCGCUGGAGAGAGAAUGUACUUUCCAUUGGGCUGGCCAAAGCGCGUCUGCCUGGCGCUCCCUGGCGAAACCACUCACAUAAAUCACAUUAGUUGUGAUGGUGUUAAAAUACUCGUCGCGGCCGUCGGCUCGGAUUUUCUGGGCAUUUGGUAUGCGAACCCGCUUCUGCCCAUUGCCUAUUAUCGGCGCACCGUGGAAUCUCUGCAGGAGUUUGGCAACAAUCAAUUGAUUAUAUGGAAGCCCGACUCCAGGCAGCUGGCCGUGCUAACGGAUGCUGGUGCCCUGUUGUUGUAUCAACUGGACUUCGAUGCCAACGGCAGUGGAAUAUUGAUGCAGGUGGACCCGCCUGCAGUGAGUCUGAAAAGAGAUUCAGCCGAGCUGUUCAUCAAGGAAAAUAUUCCCCGCCUGAGUCUCCGCGAAGUGCGCUGCUUGAAGCUGGACGUUGUCAUCUCCACUGUCUGCUGCAUCAGCCUCAGUGAGCUGCUCCUGGCUACGGAAACAUGUGAACUGCUGCGAUUGCAGUGGUCACAGCUCGAAACGGUUUCCGAGGACCUGAAGCCGCUGGCUGUUAUCAAACUGCGUGACAUUCCCUUCUACGUGCAGCAACAGCARCAGCAGCCCGUCAAAUAUUUGCCCGCCAUGGGCAACUCGGCCUUUGUGGCCAGCCUGGAGUAUUCUCCCUUCAUUGGCGGAUGCGCUGCUGUCUUCAGCGAUCAGCGGGCAGCGUUCCUCAUAGCUGAUCAUCUGCGUUUCGAAACGGUGCACAUGCACGGCUGUUGGGUGCCGGAUGUGAUGGAUGCGAGCGUCUGCAGCGUCAAUCACAAGUUCCGACUGCUCGCUUACGGCCAGCAGAGCUCGGCGGUGGCUGUGUAUGCAAUAGACGACGCCACAGCAGGCCUGGAAUAUUCGCACAGGCUUGUCUUGACGGAGAAUGUGCCGCCUGGCAGCUUGGGUGCUGUCAACGAGCUCAAGUGGAGUCCCGAUGGUUGUGUGCUCGCCGUGAGCUGGGAAAAUGGUGGACUGUCGCUGUGGAGCACCUUUGGAGCGUUGCUGAUGUCCACCCUAAGUUGGGAUUUUGGGCUGCAUGUGGAUUUGGUUARGCAGAAUCCCCUGCAGCUGCGCCGUCUCGAAUGGUCCACCGAGGGCUAUCAAUUAUUUAUGACCACACGUGAUGAGAAGAACAAUGUCCUGCAGCUGCAGUUCGUGAAGAGCGCUUUGAGCAUGAAUCCCUGCAUGACUGCACACCCACACAUCCUGCUGCAGGGCGACGAUUGCUUGUACAUAAAUCAGGGCGAUAAUCUGGAGCUGACUUACGGCAAUGCCAAAUGCACAUUCCCCAGCAGCACCGCCACUGGCCAAAACGACGAUUGCCUGGAGCUAAAGCAAAGCCCCAACAUGGGCAGCAUUCUCACCGAGAGCAAAUACUGGACCCUGCUGCAGCUGCCGCUCAAUUACGCAGCCACCAAUUGGCCCAUUCGCUAUGCAGCCAUUGAUGCUGCCGGCUUGCAUCUGGCCGUGGCAGGACGCACCGGCCUGGCCCACUACUCGAUGCUCAACAAGAAGUGGAAGCUGUUCGGCAACGAGUCGCAGGAGAAGGAUUUCGUAGUGUCCGGCGGAUUGCUCUGGUGGCAGGGCUUCAUUGUCAUGGGCUGCUAUUCUCUGCUUGAUCGCACCGAGGAGCUGCGCUGCUACCCAGCCGAUUGUAAGCUGGAUAAUCAGUUUGGACAUAAGCUACAGGUGCGCGCUCCUGUCAUCAGCUUGAAUGCCUUCAGAGAUCAGCUGAUUGUGCUCACAGCGGAUGGCAUCGUCAGCCUGUUCCACAUGCACAGGCAGUCGGCGUACAUCAUCAACAUCGAUUGCGCCUAUGAGCUGGACGUGAAGAGCAUUUGCAUACAUCCGGCUUGCAUUGUGAGUCUCACGGUUACGAAUCUGCGGAAUGAGCUGAAGCCUCAGCAUCAGCAGGCGGAGGCAGAGACGAUUGUGGUCAAUGUCUGUGGACGCGUGCUGAUGAUCCAGAGGGACGAGGCGACACAGCAGGUGCCCAAUACGCUGCUGGCCACCUGCUUGGCCAGCUGCGUGGAAUGCUUCUGGCUCUCCCACAACUUGGAGCACUGCGCCAUGCGGGACUGCCUCUGGCUCUAUUCCGGAGCGCAUGGCAUGCGCGUCUGGCUGCCCAUACUGCAGCAGCGUUCGGAGCAGAACGGGGCACAGCGGCUGCACAGCUUCAUGUCCAAGCGCAUCAUGCUCAGCUUCCCUCUGAAGCUUUAUCCCCUCGUCAUACUAUUCGACAACGUCAUUGUGCUGGGCGUGGAGAACGAGAGCACGCUGUACACGAAUGAGCCGAACUCGCACUUCGCUCUGCCCUUUGCUCUGAUGGAGCGCAAGUCGCAGGUCUAUUUGCACAAGGUGCUUAGGCAGUUGAUCAAACGCAAUCUGGGCUACUCGGCCUGGGAGAUUGCGCAAUCUUGUCGCAGUUUGCCUUACUUUCCGCAUGCCUUGGAGCUGCUGCUGCACGAGGUGCUGGAGGAGGAGGCCAGCAGCAAGCAGCCCAUACCCGAUGCACAGUURCCCAGCAUCCUKGACUUCAUUCGCGAGUUUCCCGUGURUCUACAGACGAUCGUGCAGUGCGCGCGCAAAACCGAAAUCGCACUUUGGCCGUAUUUGUUCAGCAUGGCGGGCAAGCCGAAGGAGCUGUUCCACCUCUGCCUGCAGGCGGAGCAGCUCGAAACGGCGGCCAGCUAUCUGAUCAUCAUACAGAAUCUGGAGCCCUCCUCUGUGAGCAAGCAGCACGCGAACAUGCUGCUGGACAUCGCAUUGAAUCAGCGCAAGUGGGAGCUGGCCAAGGAUCUGAUACGCUUCCUCAAAGCCAUAGAUCCCAAUGAGAUUGAUUCGCCGCGCUGCUCGAUGGUGCUGAAUGUCAAAAUCGCACCGCCUCAGCCCCAGACGCAGGCGCAAGUGAAUCCCAAUGCGGACGCCUUCAACCUGGUGCUGGGGCCCAUAGCCACGCGGGAGCGCAGCUACUCGACCACCGUCACCAGCAACUUGCCCAAGGACAACAAGCAGCAGAGCGUGGCUGCAUCUGUGGAGCGCAGCGAGGCGCCUAGCGCUGGCAGCAACGCUGGCCCCGCGACUGUCGUGCGCCGUCGCUCCACCAAGGAGCGGCAGCAGCGUGAGAUCUUCUGCAUCGAUUUGAUAUUGCAGCGGCAUGCACGACAGCUGCUGCAGCAACACAAGCUGCUGGACCUGGGCUACAUGUGYGCCUAUCUGGAYUUCCAUGUGGUCAGCUGGCUAACGCAGGAGUCGACAGGAGCAGCGCGGCUGGACAAUAUAGCGGCGGCGCUGCAAGCUUUGCACGCGGAGCUGCGGCUACCCAGUCCGUUUGCAGGAGCUGGGCGCGAUGACUUUGCUCAGCUACGAGGCACGCUGCCUCGUGCGGGAGCAGCUGGAGGAUCGUCAUCGCAGACCUCGGAGUCGGGCUACUUUAGUCUGGCCGCGCACCUGGAAUCGCCGCAACUGCAGCCUUGCAUCAAGGAGGAGGAGGAGCUGCAGCAGAGCUCGCUGCCAAUCCUGAAGAAUCGGUCGAAUUCGCAGUUGUCCUUCGAUAACUUCCGCUAUCGCCGGCUCUACUCGUUGCCCGCCUCGGAGGACGACAACAGCGAAAUUGUGGCCAGCUAUCUGAACGAUAAGCUAGCGAUCAAGCUGCGCUACCUGCURCAGCUCUUCAUCGAGGCCAACUGCACGGACUAUGCCCUCAUGCUCUCCAUACUGCUGCAGGAUGCGGCCUCCAUUUCGCGCAUUGUCAACGUGGUCAUCCGCAGCGAGUCCGUGGGCGCCUGUAGGCGCAUAGAGGCGGCCCUCAAGCAGCUCAGCCAGUGCAUCUUCGACAACGGGAGUUCCAUGUAUCGCGGCUUUGUGAUGACCCUGCAGCCGCACAUUUACCUGUUGGAGCAGUACAUACAGUCGCUGGGCGAGACGCCGACGAUGCACGACAGCAUAGACGACAGCAAUGAGCUGAGCGCCGAUGGGGCGUCCGGCUUGGAGAACGAUGCUUUGGAUGGAAGCAACAACAAUUUUGUGCCAAAAUGUCAGCAGCUGCCCAAUGGCAUUCAGCGAGCGUCAGAGCAGCGGCUGACGCGUCACGCCAGUCUCGAAUCCAAGKCGAAAGCCAAUGGCAGCCAGACGAAUCCUUCCUCCACGCAAUCCACUCCCACUCAGCAGCUGCAGCGCCGCGGCAGUCGAGAAGCUCCCCGGGACGGCUGCGGGGUCAUGUAAGGGCUACGUGCAUUCGUGCAAGAAAUUGGAAAUAGCAUACUCAGUGCAUGUACGUAAUAUACACGAUUUUGUCAUUUAUGUUU
Molecule: messenger RNA, 4556 nt
Organism: Drosophila arizonae
Lineage: Eukaryota; Metazoa; Arthropoda; Insecta; Diptera; Drosophilidae
Gene: Rich
Product: Guanine nucleotide exchange factor subunit Rich
Biological process (GO): intracellular protein transport; retrograde transport, endosome to Golgi
Cellular component (GO): Ric1-Rgp1 guanyl-nucleotide exchange factor complex; cytosol; Golgi membrane
Molecular function (GO): protein binding
Source: RefSeq, a predicted model, not a curated record